This is a messenger RNA of Pedinophyceae sp. YPF-701, 1239 nucleotides long. NCBI's taxonomy places the organism in Eukaryota, Viridiplantae, Chlorophyta, Pedinophyceae. The record is from the annotation of a GenBank genome assembly.
AUGAGUCCGCCGAAGGGCGCGGCGGACGCGUCGCAGGGCUCGAGGGUGAUCGUGCUGGACAAUGGCGGCGGCAACUGCAAGCUGGGGUUCGCGGGAGAGAAGGAGCCAAGGGCGGUGUUCCCAAACUGCGUCGCGCGGAGCUCCGCGGACAAGAAGGCCUACGUAGGCGACGCGGUCAACUCCUGCAAAGACCUCGCGUCCCUCGCGCUCAAACGGCCGAUAGACCGCGGGUACGUCGUCAACUGGGACAUGGAGCAGGAGGUGUGGGCGCACGCCUUCGACCACGUUUGCGGGGUGGACACGAAGGAGUGCUCGCUGGUCGUCACGGAGCCGCUGAUGAACUUCCCGGCCCUGAGGGAGACGAUGGACCAGGUCGUGUUCGAGGACUUCGGCUUCCAGUCGUACUACUGUUGCCCAGCGCCGACUCUGUCGCUGCACCACCUGCGGACGCUGCGCGGGCAGACGGCCGCGAAGGACGCCGGGUGCGCGCUCGUGGUCGACGCCGGGUUCAGCUUCACGCACGCCGCGCCGAUCUUCGACAAGAGGAUCGUCCAGGCGGGGGUCGCGCGCGUCAACGUCGGCUCGCGCGCCGUGACGAACUACCUCAAGGAGCUGGUAUCUUACCGGAGCGUCAACAUGAUGGAAGAAGUAUAUCUUGUGGAGCACAUCAAAGAUCGAGUGUGCUUCUACUCCCAAAACGUCGCCGCGGACCUCAAGGCCUCGCAGGCCGUCCGGCGCUCCCCGCACGCCCUCAGCUACGUCCUGCCCGACGGCCUCCUCAACACGUACGGCCACGUGGUCAGCGAGGAUCACAAGUUCGGCGGACCCCCCCCCGCGGACGGCGAGGCGGUGCUGACGCUCAACAACGAGCGCUUCAUGGCGCCGGAGCUCCUCUUCAGCCCCUCGGACAUCGGCAUCGAGCAGGGCGGCGUCGCGGAGGCAGUGCUGCAAGCCGUGGAGCGCUGCCCGCCAGCGCUGCAUGGGCUGCUGUGGGGGUCGGUGGUGCUCACGGGCGGCAUGGCGUGUCUGCCGGGCUUCAAGGAGCGCGUCGAGGCGGAGCUGCGGCCGCUGGUGCCGCAGGAGUUUGAGCUGAAGCUGACGCUGCCGGAGUCGCCGCACACCUUUGCGUGGCGGGGGGGGAGUCUGCUGGGGGCGUCGGGGGAGUUCGCGGGGCUCGCGGUGACGAAGCAGGAGUACGAGGAGCGCGGCACGACGCCGAUGAGGGAGUUCGUGUGGUGA